Molecule: messenger RNA, 1031 nt
Organism: Mollisia scopiformis
Lineage: Eukaryota; Fungi; Ascomycota; Leotiomycetes; Helotiales; Mollisiaceae
Exons: 1
Coding region: 490-1026 (178 amino acids)
Molecular function (GO): protein binding
Source: RefSeq, a predicted model, not a curated record
GUACUACUCUUUUUUUCAAGACACUCAACCACCUCGAAUUGAAGCCAAGAACGCGCCUGUAUCCCUUCAUCGCGUCGAAUACGGUGGCGCACAAUCAGAAUUGACUUACAAGAAACAUAUUCAUACGCCAAAAUGCACUACUAUUCAAUGUAAGUCUCCUUAGGGUACCUAGAUACCUGCGAUAAUUGCGCUGGUCGCUGAUACUUGCUCAGCUUCAGAGAUUUGCCCAGCUUCGAAAACCUGGGCGACGAUGUAAUUCACAGGAUUGUUGAGAAACUCGAUAUCCAAAGUGCCUCCAACUUAGCGCAGACCUACAGAUCUUUGGCCUGGAUCUGUAUUCUCGUUCACGGAUAUGGCGCCUUGAGAUUCACCUCCACUGCUGGACCGACAGUAACGAGCUCUGCUCCUGCCGCCCCCUCAGUUUCGUUCGCCGCAACCACCUCCACGAGCAGCACAGAUUCUGAGUCUCAUGGCAAUACUGACACCGACAUGACUUCAUCACCAGAAGAAGAAGACUGGGAAUUCGAGAUUACAGCUGACCUGAUUCAACGUUUGGCCCUCAUUCCCAAGCGAACUCAGGGUCCUGCUCUGCCCAAUCUCCCCACAGAAUUACAACUCGAGAUCUUCAGCUACCUUGACCAAAUCGAUUCCUGCUGUCUCGGCCUCGCAAGCCCCAAUCUCUACGUCGUCUUCCGAGCCAUUCAUGGAACCAAGAUGCCUCUCAACACUCGACGAAUUGGUCCGAACAGACUGGAGUCUGCUUGGGAGGUUGUCGGAAAGCAGGAAUGCCAGCAAUGUGGUAUCUACCGCUGCGAGCUCCACCAACACAUCAAGACUUGGAUGCCAAAGGAGUUGGAAUACUGCGCUAUGAAGCAAAACUUCGGACUGAGAGCAAUCGACGGCGCCAAGGAGCACUGCUUUCGAGGCAAGCCAAGCAAGCCAAAGCGUUGCGGUCGCCACCCUUUGAGAACUACAUCUGUUCACCAAGAUGAUGCCUCCUUCAGCCUUCCAUCAACAGCUUCUUGAAGAUG